GCGUCCUCUACUUAUAAGCCGCACUUCCAUCCCCUCCCCCCAAUUCUUCGCCUCCCUGAUUCCAUUUAAACACAAACGUAAUCCAUUUCUCAGCGAAAAAGGUAAAAACAAAAAGGGGAAAGAAAAGCAAAGAGAUAGGGAGAGAGACUGUGUGUGACAGGAGGCGGAGGCCGAUCGGUUCGGAUCCCGGAUCCGUGCGAUUGGCGCAGCGAUCGCAGUCGGAGCGGUGCGAAUGGAAGCCGGAACGGACAACCGGAGGCGGCGGAGGAUCGGCGGCGGCAAGAUGCCGAAGGGGAAGGCAGCGGCGCCGGAGGACGGGAAGAAGAGGUGCGGUCAGGGCCACCACCGGCGGGGGCAACGGCCGCGUCUGGUGAGGUACGAGGAGCUUCCGGAGUACCUCAAGGACAACGAGUUUAUCCUGGAUCACUACCGCGCCGAGUGGACCGUCCGGGACGCCCUCCUCAGCACCUUCGCCUGGCACAACGAGACCCUUAAUGUCUGGACGCAUUUUGGAGGGUUCUUGUUAUUCCUGGGGUUGACGGUGGCCGGGUCGAUGGACGCCAUCGAGGAGGUUCGCGACGCCGUGGUGCCUGGUCUCUCAAGUUUUAUGGUUAGAUCAAUGAACGCCACGUUAGGGGGAAAGGCUUCGUGGGAGAUUUUCUCGGAGCCUCUCAUGGUGGAGUCCCUCCGGUCGAAAUUGCCCUCCGGCGAUCGAGCUGUGCCGAGAUGGCCGAGACUAGUAUUCAUGCUGGGCUCCAUGAGCUGCCUUGCCAUCAGUGCAAUCUCCCACCUCCUCGCCUGCCACUCACGCCGCUUCAACCUCUUCUUCUGGCGGCUCGAUUACACCGGCAUCUCCAUUAUGAUCAUCUCCUCCUUCGUCCCUCCCAUCUACUACGCCUUCUUCUGCAACCCCUUCGCCCGCCUUGUCUACCUCUCCACCAUCACUGCCCUCGGCCUCUUUGCCAUCGUCACGCUCCUCGCCCCGGCACUCUCUACCCCUCGCUUCCGCCCUCUCCGCGCCUCCCUCUUCCUCGCCAUGGGUCUCUCCGGGGUGGUUCCGGCGCUCCAUGCAUUGUGGAUCCACUGGGAGCACCGUGCGUGCCAUGUGGCGCUGGGUUUGGAGGUGGUGAUGGGCCUGGCAUAUGGUAUAGGUGCAGGCGUCUACGUCAGCCGGGUGCCGGAGAGGUGGCGCCCGGGGGUGUUCGACAUCGUCGGUCACAGCCACCAGAUAUUCCAUGUGCUCGUGCUCGUCGGAGCGCUCACCCACUAUGCUGCCACCACUGUGAUCCUUGACUGGCGGGAUCGAUCAGGCGGAGCCUGCGCCGCAUCGUCCCUUGGCAUUGAUUUUGCCUUUUGAUAUGGCUUGGUUUGAUGGGAAUCAGAUGUUGUGUUUGGAAGUAGGAGGGUGGUUUGUUUUGGAGUAGAGGAGGCUGAGGAGAGGGAUGGCAUGCAGUGGAAGAAGCUGAGAGGGGGAAGACAGAGAUGGAGCUACGAGCAUGAUGCUAUUCUGCUGUUGUAUUGAUUUCAAUGCGGGCUAGGUUAACACCAUACCUAGGGCAAUUGGUAUACUACAGACUUUGAUUGUUGUGUUCGCAUCCAUUCAUUUAUGGAACAUUCACUGAGAGACUCUGAAGGUCUCAGCCCCUCAAAAUUCAUUGCCAAAACACUGCUAUUUACUGACCCUUUUUAUUUUUA
Molecule: messenger RNA, 1695 nt
Organism: Elaeis guineensis (African oil palm)
Lineage: Eukaryota; Viridiplantae; Streptophyta; Magnoliopsida; Arecales; Arecaceae
Product: heptahelical transmembrane protein ADIPOR2
Biological process (GO): response to hormone
Cellular component (GO): membrane
Molecular function (GO): signaling receptor activity
Source: RefSeq, a predicted model, not a curated record